Eimeria mitis is the source of this 4452-nucleotide messenger RNA. RefSeq names its product DNA repair protein, putative. The record is from RefSeq and is a predicted model, not a curated record. Gene Ontology annotation, molecular function: ATP binding; ATP-dependent chromatin remodeler activity. NCBI's taxonomy places the organism in Eukaryota, Apicomplexa, Conoidasida, Eucoccidiorida, Eimeriidae. The transcript has 9 exons. Bases 1 to 4452 code for a protein of 1483 amino acids.
AUGCAACGUGUUCAUCAGGAUGGAGGGAGAUAUUCAGACCAAAAUGAGGGCGCAGCCCGCUUUGCUGCCCUCGUGCGGUGCAGUAUACAGGAGGCGCAGGAGUGGUUGCGUCGCAGUGCUGGUUCUAUUGAAGCAGCGCUGGAUGGCUAUCUUGCCCAACAACGGUCCUCAAAGCGACACAAGACAUCUGCAACUUCGCCUUGUCCAUGCAGCCCGCAUUUAAAUUCUGCAUUCAGCCCGGUUACAAAGGAGUCUUCCUCUCGUAAUUCUACUGGGAUGGGGACGGGACGCCACGAAACCUCCGAUGGAGCAGGUCCAGGUUCUCUUCCAGUUAAGCAGGCAAAAGUGCAAGCAGCUCGAGAAGCAUCUGUUGGAGGCCCAGUUUUAAUGAUAGACCUUGCUGGUGACUCAGGUGAAGAAGAUGUAACUGCGACAAGUGAAAAUAAAGGCCACAAUGCAAGCAACCCAGCCGGCAAACUUGGGGACAAGGGGUGCAGUAGUGUUGAAGUGCAACCCCCUGCCUCAACUGACGUAACCAACGCUCCUGCUGUCGACGAUCUUCCCAACAACUUUUCGUUUUGUCUUGGCGAAUGCGUUGCAAGCGGCACCGUCACAAGCGGCACAAUGAGCAGAGUCAGCCUCACAGAUCCGUUAACACUGAUGGUAGAGGUGCGGCUGCCGCAUGCACAGCGGUGGGGACCACAACAGGGCUUACGGAGGGCUAAAGUAUCUAACAGCGGCUACAGGAUAGUUUACGUGCACCUCAACGACCCCAUCCUCCUGGAGCACCAACGGCGCCUGGGGCAGCCGAGCUUCCGCGCCCGCCUUCCUGACGAAUGUGCAUUUUCCAUACCUGCUCAUUCGAAUGCAUUCGGGGGUAUGAAAGCUGCGAACGGUUCCAGCCAUUGCAGCCCUCUUGCAGGGUUGGAUUUCCACAGCCUUCUCUCUAGCAUCUCUGAACAGACAACUUUCUUGCGGCUGCUGAUUAACGGCCGGGAAGCUGUACGCUUUGACAGAGAAGUGGCUAACGCCCUAGCUCCUUUGCUUCUGUUAGGGGCUAUUAAGGUAGACGUCUGCUGGAUGCCUGACAGAAUGCCACCUCGCCGUCUUGUGGUUAACAGUACUCUCUCUGUACGCAUGACUACGCAUGUGACCCUACAGGCGCUUCGUUUGAGCGCGCUUCGGCAAAGAGGGGAUCCGUACUUGAGCCAGGUUCACUUUCCCGUUCUGAUUGGACAGGCAUUUGAGUCACUUCUGAACCUUCUAGCAAUGCAACCUGUGGCUGCUGCUUCUUCACCCACAGAGGAGGAAAAUGAUGUAGGUGCUUCGACGCUGAACGAAGAUACUAAAAUUCGCAAGUGUCUGGAUAGCCUUAAUGGACCCAAGGGGUCCACAGGAUUAUCUCAAACCGGAAUAGAAGCAACAGGGCUUUCUCUUAGCGCAGCAUCGCGUGCCUUCACCGAAGAAAACGAAGGAGGUGAAGAUAGUGAUGAUACCAACGUCUUCGAUGAGGAUGACGAAGAAGUUGCGGAAAGGAGUGGUACUCUGUGCCAGCUGGUUUUGGGUGAACGGGCCGCGGCAGACCAAGUGCAAUCACCACAACAGCGACGGCGCCGACUGGGAACUCUAUACCCUCCAGCUAGUAUGUUUGCUUCCCGCCUUCGCCCUUACCAGGCUCAGGGACUUUGGUGGAUGCUUCAGUGUGAAUCAGAACAGAGCCUAUGCCUCGAAGAUGAGGAAGAAGAGCUUGAUCCGCUGUGGACAAAAUAUAAUCUUCCCGCUACCGCGGCUGCCUGUGGUACGAGUGGUUCAAUACAGCCUGGCCCUACAUUGGUUAUGGCCUCCUCUGUGGAAUGCAAGCCAGCGAGGACGUUCGUCCCAAGGUGUUUCUACAUAAAUACGAGCUCAGGGCUUGUUUCACUAGAGAAGCCAAGUACAACGGGUCGGGUGAGAGGCGGUAUAUUAGCAGACUGCAUGGGCUUGGGAAAAACUGUGCAAGUUCUUGCCCUCAUUGCUGUUAGCGAAUUCCAGGAGAGGGAUCCUAAGGGUGCUGCUUCGUGGCUGGCAACGUCAGCGGGUGGCUUCGAACGCAACACGAGAGCAACCUCACGGACCUCAAGUACAGCAAGGCCCGCGAGUACCCCAGACAAACAGCCAGCAGCACCCGCUAACGAGUCGGAUGCUUUCGCUUCAUCGUCACUGUCUCCAUCGCCAAUAUCUGUAAGCUCCGAAGGCGAUUGUGCAGACCUGAAGUCUGCGAAUCCAGGCGAACCUCCACCAGCAGUGGGUCGGAAUCCUUUGUUGGCUGUCGACCCCCGGAUUUUACAACGCACUCUUAAACGCGGUAGAGAUGGCCUACUGCAAGGGGGAACUCUCAUUGUUGUGCCGCUUUCCCUUAUUGGGCAAUGGUAUGCCGAGGUGCAGAGACACUUAGUACGCGGAGUGGCAACGGUCUUGCAGUAUUACGGCCCUGGGCGUCCAAGAGACCCCAGGGUGCUUGCAGCAUACACCAUUGUGCUCACCAGCUACCAAACACUAGCAUCCGACUUCCGCCAUCUAUCAAAGCACAUGCAGACGCAGAGAGGAGGCUUGAAUCGUGAGCCACAUUCGACGAGGACACUGGGUCUAGGGUCCAUGACAGAGAGCCCGAUUGCCAGCAUCCGAUUUCGGCGGGUUAUUCUAGACGAAGGCCACAUCAUCAAGAACACCUCGUCGCUUGUUAACCGUGCAUGCAAUUCCGUGGAGGCUGAUUCACGUUGGAUAUUGACGGGGACGCCUCUGCAAAAUGAUCUUUCGGACGCAUUCGCCCUCAUUCAGUUUCUUCGCGUCUCUCCCAUGGGUAGUCGAAGGUGGUGGAGGGCAAAAGUCACUCAAGCAAUGGAACGAGCGCAGGAUCUUCUGAAAACUGGAGGCAAUGAUUCUCUCGUAGGAGUGCCUAAUUCGCCUCCCCUUCAACGCCCGGCGCCCGAUCCAGUUCUACACAAAUACAUCCAGGAUGCUGUGGAUGGCAAGCUCGAAGAUUGUCCAAUUUGUCUCGAGCCACCAACCGACGCAGUCGUGCUGACAAACUGCUGGCAUGUGCUCUGCGUCGCCUGCGUGCUGUUGCUGCAAAGCAAUAGCAACGGUGCAGCAGCAGCUUGCCCAACAUGCAGAAGUAAGUUCCUUCAUCAGCACGUUCGGCUGCUCCCGCGCGGGCCGAAGGCGGCUGCCCAGCGAUGGAUUCAAGUCGUGCAAAAGAAGCACCGUGAAGCGCUUGCAGCUACUGACACCAAGACAGGAUCAAAGCAUGAGAAGCAAAUGGCGGUGCAGGAGGCGCAAAUUGGCGCAAAGAUGUGCUCAGCUUCACCACUUACUCCAGCACAUCCAACAGUAUGUGUCUCUGCGGAUUUGAAAACUUCUGUUGCAAAGUCUGAGGAGGCACCUCAGAAGUUUUCUGACGACACAUUUUUUUUCAGUACGAAGAUGCGACUCCUUCUCGCGCUUUUGGAGGCAGAUGUUACUGCUGGGAGGUCCUGCGUCAUCUUCUCGCAGUGGACAUCAAUGCUUGACCUCUUGGAGAUGGCAUUUGCGCGAGUUGAAGCCGUUCGUAACACGGAGCAACCCCGUGUGUCAAGUGCCACCGAUGACGAUGAUGAGGAUGAUGAUGUUGUUGAGGUGGGAGUCGCCCUUGGCAAGGGAAAUCUACCUCGCUUCCUAUCUGGAGACCUCAGCAACGAGGUUGCAGUAGUGGGACAAGAUCGCCCAGUUCAACAAGCAGCACCGAAGAAGCGGCUGUAUAACUACCGCCGCAUCGAUGGAACACUAGGUCUAGAGGCCAGACAGCGCAUAAUUCAGUGGUUCUCAGACGACAGCUUGCUGUCGAUGGCUUCUACAGUAGUUCCGUGUACCUCAAGAGCAACCGAUGAGGAAGAAGCGCCAUUUAUGGGUCAAUUUGAUCUGCAGCCUUUCACCUGCACGCGCCACCCGACUGACGCUUCGCAUGGUGGAGUUGCUCCCCCAUCCGAGCAGUGCGGAACAGCGAAAUCAACCAGUGGAAUUAAAGGUGGUGUGGGCAUUUCUUCCCCUCAUCAUGGGAAGAUACUCCUGUUGUCUUUGAAGACAGGGAACGUAGGGCUCAACCUUGUUAAAGCAACGCGCUGUUACAUUGUUGACGGAUGGUGGAAUCCUCAGGUUGAAAAACAGGCGAUGAGGCGCCUUUGGCGGUACGGACAGGACCAGCCGGUUUCUGUCUACCGCUUUGUGUGCUCUCGAACGGUUGAGGAGCGGAUGGAGGAGCUGAUAGAGUGGAAGGGCCGUCUUUCGCAAAGCACUCUUAGCUCUGGUGAUCGGUUUGAGCGGGGGAGUUCAGUGGAUCCGGAGGAAGGUGACGCUGACAAGAGGAAAGGGCGCCUAUCGCUGCAUGACCUUAAGAAGCUGUUUGAAGGAUGGGAGGCCGACUCUGGAUCCACAUAA